Astyanax mexicanus (Mexican tetra) is the source of this 6523-nucleotide messenger RNA. It is a transcript of the gene ddr2a, whose product is annotated as discoidin domain receptor tyrosine kinase 2a. Gene Ontology annotation, biological process: protein phosphorylation; positive regulation of kinase activity; cell surface receptor protein tyrosine kinase signaling pathway. Lineage: Eukaryota; Metazoa; Chordata; Actinopteri; Characiformes; Acestrorhamphidae. The record is from RefSeq and is a predicted model, not a curated record. Bases 179 to 2785 code for a protein of 868 amino acids. Gene Ontology annotation, cellular component: signaling receptor complex; membrane. The transcript is spliced from 17 exons. Gene Ontology annotation, molecular function: protein tyrosine kinase collagen receptor activity; ATP binding; collagen binding.
CUUCUCUUUUUUUUCUUCUCCAGAGUUGUCUUACAUCAGCUCAGUGUGCCUGGAUAUGAGGUCUGAGAGAAUAUAGAGAGAAAGGAACUGCUUGGAUUUUAUCUUUGUCCUCUUUUACGCUGGUUGGGAUUAAGAUCUCUCUGGACAAAUGGUUUGAGAAGAGUGGAGUACAAACACAAUGAAGGCCUGGUCUUUAAAGGAGAUGAACCACCUUUGGAAGAUGCCCUUUCCAUUACCACUUCUGCUUUACCUGUUAGGGACUGCAAAAUCCCAAGUGAAUCCAAGUGUUUGUCGAUCCCCUCUUGGCAUGUCCGGAGGGCAGAUUUUAGAUGAAGACAUUUCAGCUUCAAGUCAGUGGUCUGAUUCAACAGCAGCAAAAUAUGGCAGGCUGGACUGUGAAGAGGGGGAUGGUGCGUGGUGUCCGGAGAUCCCUGGAGAACCAGAGAAUAUGAAGGAGUUUCUGCAGAUAGAUCUUCGCUCCCUGCACUUCAUCACUCUGGUGGGCACUCAGGGACGCCACGCGGGAGGCAUCGGGAAUGAGUUUGCCCAGACCUAUAAAAUCAAAUACAGCCGGGAUGGAAGCCGCUGGAUCUCCUGGCGCAACCGUCAUGGAAAGCAGGUAAUCGAGGGGAACAGAAAUGCCUAUGACGUUGUUCUGCAAGACCUGCAGCCGCCAAUCAUUGCACGCUUUGUGCGCUUCAUGCCUGUAAUCGACCACUCCAUGAAUGUGUGUAUGCGCGUGGAGCUUUACGGAUGUGAAUGGCUAGAUGGAUUGGUGUCAUACAAUGCUCCACUGGGCCAGAAAAUGAUCCUCCACAGUCAGCCCAUUUACCUCAAUGACUCUGUAUAUGAUGGUGCCAUGAGUUACAGUAUGACAGAAGGGUUGGGGCAGUUGACGGAUGGUAUGUGUGGUCUGGACGAUUUCACUUUCAGUCAUGUCUACAACGUGUGGCCUGGCUAUGACUAUGUGGGCUGGACUAACGAGAGCUUCCCCAAUGGAUAUGUAGAGAUCAUGUUUGAGUUCGACCGAACCCGCAAUUUCACCACCAUGAAGGUCCACUGCAAUAACAUGUUCUCUCAGAGAGUGAAGACCUUCCAGAAAGUGGUGUGUUAUUUUCGUUCAGAGUCAGACUGGGAACCCACCCCUGUGUCAUUCAGCCCUGUGGUGGACGAUGUGAACCCCAGUGCUCGCUUUGUCACCGUCUCCCUCAACAACCACAUGGCUAGUGCCAUCAAGUGCCAGUAUUACUUUUCUGACAUGUGGAUGAUGUUCAGUGAAAUCACUUUCCAGUCAGAUACGGCCAUGUACAACACAACCCUCAUCCCCCCGAAGUCGGGCCCUCCAACCAGCACUCAGCCAGGGGAUAAUCCCAUUCACAAAGUAGAUGACAGCAACACUCGUAUUCUGAUUGGCUGUUUGGUAGCCAUCAUCUUCAUCUUGGUGGCCAUCAUUGUCAUCAUACUCUGGAGACAAGUCUGGCAGAAGAUGUUGGAGAAGGUAUCUCGGAGGAUGCUGGACGAUGAACUAACUGCUAGUCUGUCAAUACAGAGCGAGACCUUCACCUAUAACAACAACAACAACCCCUCUUCAGCACCCAGUGAGCAGGAGUCCAACUCCACCUACGAACGCAUCUUUCCCCUUGGCCCAGACUACCAGGAGCCCUCCCGCCUGGUCCGCAAACUGCCUGAGUUCUCACAGACAUCAGAAGACACUGCAUCGACCUGCACAGCCUCCAAGUCUCCUCAGAGCAGUGCUCAAGAGGGUGUCCCCCAUUAUGCUGAAGCAGACAUUGUCAACUUGCAAGGCGUAACCGGGGGCAACACCUAUGCUGUGCCGGCCCUCACCAUGGAUCUGCUGUCAGGAAAGGACAUAGCCGUGGAGGAGUUUCCAAGGAAACUGCUGACCUUUAAAGAGAAGUUGGGGGAGGGGCAGUUUGGAGAGGUUCAUCUGUGCGAGGCAGAAGAUAUGGAGGACUACAUGGAUGAAGAUUUUUCCUUUGAUGUCAGUGACAACCAGACAGUACUUGUGGCUGUGAAAAUGUUAAGAGCUGAUGCAAAUAAAAAUGCCAGGAAUGAUUUUCUGAAAGAGAUAAAAAUCAUGUCGCGAUUAAAAGAUCCCAACAUUAUUCGGCUGCUGGCAGUGUGCAUGAGCUCAGACCCUCUCUGUAUGAUCACUGAGUACAUGGAGAAUGGGGACCUCAACCAGUUCCUGUCCCGCCAUGAACCGGAGGGCAUGAUCGCCCUGCUCAGCAACGCACCAACAGUCAGCUACAAUAACCUCCAUCACAUGGCCACCCAAAUCGCUUCAGGCAUGAAGUACCUCUCCUCACUCAACUUUGUGCAUCGAGACCUUGCCACUCGCAACUGCCUGGUUGGCAAAAACUACACUAUCAAGAUUGCAGACUUUGGCAUGAGCAGGAACCUGUACAGUGGAGAUUAUUACCGCAUUCAGGGCAGAGCCGUGCUGCCCAUUCGCUGGAUGUCCUGGGAAAGCAUCCUGCUGGGUAAAUUUACCACAGCCAGUGAUGUGUGGGCAUUUGGCGUGACUCUCUGGGAGACACUGACGUUCUGCAAGGAGCAGCCCUACUCUCAGCUCUCGGAUGAGCAGGUCAUCGAAAACACAGGGGAGUUCUUCCGGGACCAGAGGCGACAGAUCUACCUGCCGCAGCCACCAUUGUGUCCUGACCCCGCCUACAAGCUCAUGUUGAGUUGCUGGAACAGGAAUGCCAAAGAAAGACCGUCUUUCCAAGAGAUCCAUCAAGUACUGCUGGAGUGCAAACCUUAGUACAGGCUCCUUUGCCAACCGCAGCAUUGUCAGAGACGCUUUAGUGUGCCCGCAGGACUCCAGACACCUACACAACCGCACAUACACUAACACACACCUGCUUCUGCACAGUCCCAUGGAAAGCUAUCCAGAUUUGCUCCACAGCUCUCUUUCAGUUGCAUUGUUCACGACUGAAAAAAUAAAAGCUAUAGAUGGUACACAUAUGGUCAUCAUAUUGAAUGCACCUAUAACUAAAAGCCUUUGGUUGGCACAAGGUAGAGGACUAGGAGGGUAUGGAAAAUGUAGCAGUGAGUUCAGGCACUUUUGAAAAGAAACUUUGUAACUUUGUAUUUUUAAAUAUUUUAUGCAUAAGACAUCUCUCAGAAAAUGAUUCCUAUAUAAAGACAAUGAAACUUAGUGAAGCUUGAUACGAUUGCAAUUGUUAUGUAUUGUUGUUUGCGUUUAAUUAGAAGACAGCUUGAAUGUAAAUAAGAGUUUCAGUUUUUUUUUAUAAUCCAGAUUUUCAUGUAUCUCAACAAACUUUAAGAUUUCAUCUCAGUUAGUUUUAAUUGUUGUUGUUAGUUUAUUAUUAUUUUUUUUUAGCAAACUGAAAAAAACUACUUUCAAAUAAGUGGAUGAAACCAAAGCAUGCAUAAACCUAAACCUUUCAUUAUUGGAAAUAAAAAAAUUAUAAUAAUAAAAAGACACUUUCCAAAAGAAAAUUCUGCAUAAUAUAAUCUUUGAGAAAUAUUCGCAAAAUAUUCUAAAUGUGAAAUUGUGCAUUAUAAAAAGAGAACCUUGCUGAUUAAGAGUCACAAUUCUUACAAAUGCCUCUACAAUUACCAAUUAACCAAUUUAUGUACUACUAUCCAAUGUAUAUUACUCUAAGAUUUAAUGUAAAAGGAUUUCAUACCAACAACAUUUGGCAUUUGGUUUCUUUUGGGCCCAUUCAUAAGUUCAUUUAAUACAUUCAUUUUAGUGGUAAUAAAUUUAGAAUUAUUAUACUAUUUACAUCUGUUUUCACCAUCAUUGUGUAAAAGACAGACUAUGUUUUUUCAGUGAGCAGAAUGAUUCCAUUGAAUUCAUUAUUGAGUUAGGCAAAAAUUUUGGAAAAUAGCUGGAGUUGUCCUUUAACUUCUGACAAUAUGUGACAUUGCAGGAUAUACAGAAUUUAAUAGAGAAACAUUUUGUUAAUGUAUGUUUUGUGAUUUCUGUUUUAGUUUGUAGUUCUACUUCACAUGAGGAUAUUUAAUGGUCUCUUUCGCAACAUUGCUAUUUUACCAUUUUCCAUAGCUAUACUAUAUCUUAGCACAAAAUAUGAACAUACACGUAUAGGUAUGCAUAUUUGUGUAUUACCAAUAAAUUCUUGUCAUUCCUACUACUUUUACAAGUGCAAGCUUGAACUUGUAAAAUCAGUACACUAAGUUAGGAUAAGGAUUAAUCUAUUUUUUAGUUUAUUCACUUUCUCUCCUGUUCUGUUAAUGUCUUUUGUUUGUGUAUGAUGUUUGUUAAAAUUAAAAAGUAUGCACUAUGCAUAUUAAAUCAUUUUAAAACUAUUGUUACAGAGAAUAAAUGAAAAAGGUCAAGAUCAGCUGUUUACAUUGAUGCAUGUUUGUAAAUGUUGCAGAAAGUCCUUUUGUAAGGUUUACUCUCAGAGCAGAUCUAAUUGGAUUCGAACCACUUAGGUAUGUGCCCACCAGCUUGUUAAUGCUCCUGCAGUAUUGAGGCCCCAAAAAACACACAGACUACACAGACCACACAGUACUAUAAGCUGGAAGACAGAUUAUUGUUCACACAAAGAGGGUAUUUAUAUGUUUUAAGGUGAUUCAUGUGGGACACAGUUAUCGGACAUAGUAUGUGCAACAGUAUGUGCAACAUAAGACAGAGUCUAAGUGGUGACAGUUAUCUUAACAGUGCUCCAGCUGACAGAUUAUUGGGGUCACAUCAUCGGCUGCUAUUGCUGGGCUGGACUAGGGAGACUCACCGUAGGUUGUGGUAUGGUAUGCUAUAAAUGUUGUACAUACAAAUCUCAGUGUGUUAAAUGUAUGCCAGCUUAAACAAGCAUGUUGUUGAUCCUCUAGAUCAAAGGUCAUCUAGAACUGGAGUCCAGAGCAGUUCGGCAUAUUCACUGCUCUGAACACAACAACCACACCUUGUGAGAUAAAUCAGGUGUAUAAAAGCAGAGAAAUUACACUGGUUUGAGUUUGAGACCCCUGAUUUUGACUGGUUGUGAUUUAUGGUCACUGACCGUAAUCAGUGUCAGUGCUGGUAUUGUUGGAUUUAGUGUUUUGGUGGUCACAGCCUAACUUUUGAGCAGCAUAGGGUAUGUUUUUAAGUUUCAUGAUCUACAAGCAUAAUCAACUUAAAAAAGCUAGAGAACCGGUAUGACAUGCACAUCAAUGGUGGUCAAUUAGCAUGAUCAUGCUGGGCAAUCAGAAAGACCAAAUUGGUUGAUCAGCAAGACCAAAAGUAUCUGAAAACCUGGUUAUAGCCAGCUUACCAGCAUGGGGUAUGUUUUUCUAACACCUAUCUGAAAUUAGCUACCAGCAAAAGCUAACCUUGAGCUAGAUUUUCCUCAUUUUUUAUGGUUAACUUUUAAACUCUUCUCUAAACUAUCAGUUUGAACUUUGCCCCAUAUAGCAUUACAGACAGUCUCUGGAAGUUCAGAGUGUGUAAGUAGUUGAACUAUUUCAGUGAAAGAAUUAGCAUGCAAUUUGAAUAUCAGUCUACCUGAUAACUAAAUUGUUGCUUUACCACCUUUUCUAAAGCCUCUUGCUUUAUUGCUGACGAAUUAGAUCAAAGUGAUCAUUUGUGUAUGUGUUGAGAUUAAGGGUGAGUUAAGGGUUAUUGGGACAUAAGGUCAUAUAGGACAGUUUUGAUAUAGCCUUCAAGAUUUUCAUAUUUGCUGAGCCCUAACUGUGGAACCACAAAAUUAUGUUUGGCAUGAUGUUUCCCUCAGGCAACAAACCAUAUUUUCGUUAUUACACCAUUCCAUAACAUACCUUUUUUAUUAAUUAAUUUAUUUUAUUUCUUAAAAUAAUGUUACAAGGCAUAUCUACACCCAAUACAAUGAGGCAUACAAGUGAGUCACAAAUAAAAAUAUGUACAUGUGCAAGAAAAAGUAUAUUUGGCUGUUUUAUUCUUACUAUAUUCUUACAUUAUUGUUGUAAGCUUAGUAAAACUUUUGUCACCUUUGGGCAACAUUAUGUAGAUCUUUUUUGUCAGGCCCCUCAUGAUAAAGCUGUGAUGAGUUAAAAUGAAAUGUAAAAAAGUGUCUGAAAAAAGAAAUAAUCUCCCAAAUUGUGGUAUGAUUUAUUUUCAUCCCAAAAAUAUCAUUUAUAGCCACAGAGGUUUAAUCAGUUGUUUGGCUAUUUUUUGGCCUUACCCACAAAUUAACUUUCCCAACUACCCUUAAUUCACCUUACUUAUUACUUAUUCAAAUUCUUCUUUUCUUUCAUUUUUUUUUCUUCAGACAUUGUUCAUGGUAGGGGGGUGUAGAUAUUGUAGCAAACCCGGGUGUUUUUUCCCGCCAUUUUUAUCUUAUUUAAACGCAUGGAUUUCACACAGACAAACUAACAGCUUCCUCUACAGCCUUUGUUUUAUUAUGUAAUGUGCAGGUAAUGCUGUAUAUUAACGAUUAUGUAUAGUAAUUCUAGUCUCUGUACUCUCAGUUCAUUCCUUCAGCUGUUGUUAAACGCAUUUGUUUCGGGCAUAUUGAAGCGAAUUAAUGUAAACUGAAAUAAAGUGAAGUGAAUUUGG